Molecule: messenger RNA, 4981 nt
Organism: Phalacrocorax carbo (great cormorant)
Lineage: Eukaryota; Metazoa; Chordata; Aves; Suliformes; Phalacrocoracidae
Source: RefSeq, a predicted model, not a curated record
GCCGUUUGCAUCCCCGUCUCCAUCCCGCGGGGACCUUCCCGGGCCCCUCGCCCCGGCCAAGGGGAUACGAUGGGGGAUAUGGGGAGAGGGGGGCUACCCGACCCUUCGCCCCUCAGCGACCCCCGCCUUCGCUUCGCCACCGCUCCGGCCACCCGGCGGGACUUCGGGGCCGUUAUUUCGGCUGCGACCCGUGCAGGGAGGGGGAACCGGCCCCGGACAGCCCCCCACCCACCCCGGGGGCCCCCUGCCGCUUCCCCUUCCCCUUCCCCUCGCUCCCGUUUCGCAACCGGCCCUUUGCAACCGGUGCCCGUCGGGGGGCAGGAUCCGGCCGGGGGGGUCCCUCCCGGCCCGUCCCGGGCGGGGCGGCCGGUGACUCACGGCCGGGACAGGCGGAAGCAGCGCCCGGUGCCCGGGGCGGAGCGGGGCGGAGCGCAGCCCGGUGCGGGGUAGCCCCGGUGCGGAGCCGCCCGGGAAGGAGCCCGGGGAGCGGGACGGACCCUCCCGGUGCGAGCCGGCCCGGUAGGGAGCUCUCCCGGUGGGGAACGGGGCGGCUCGGUGGAGGACAGCCCGGUGCAGAGUACAGGCUCUCCCGGGGCGGGGGGAAUUAGGGCAGCCCGGUGGAGACUACGGGCUCUCCCCGGGGAGGGAAUAGGGCACCGUGGCAGAGGGCAGCCCGGUGCAGAGUACAGGCUCUCCCGGUAAGGACCGCGGCAGCCCGGUGCAAGGUGAGGGCUCUCCCGGUAAGGACCGGGGCAGCCCGGUGCAAGGCGAGGGCUGUCCCGGUGCUCAGUGUAAUCCCCCAUAGCGGGUCUGGCCACCCCAGCCAUGGAGGUGCCCGGACCCACCCUGGUCACCGGGAGCUGCUGGCAGGACCCGCUGGCAGUGGCGGGCACGACAGGCCGGCCGGUGUGCGGGACCCGGGGACGGGCGGGUGGGCGGCGGGUGUUGAGCAUCGUCUGCGUGCUGGGCCGGGAGCCGGCCGCCUGCCCCACGCUGUGCAGCCUGCACGACGCCUGCCGUGACCUGCGGGCACGCCUGCACGCCCUGCCCUUUGGCACCCUGGCGCUGGGUGACACCGCCGCGCUCGACUGCUUCUACAACGCAGACGUGGCUGUGGUGGAGCUGAGCGACUCCGUCUGCCAGCCCUCCCUUUUCUACCACCUGGGCAUCCGCGAAAGCUUCAACAUGUCCCACAACAUCCUGCUGUGUGGCCAGGCCGACCUGCCCCACCUCCAGGCCCUGCAGGAGGACAUUUGCCAGAAGAACUCGGACCUCUGCAGCAGCUACACCUUCAUCCCCUAUGUGGUGACCCCCCAGAACAAGGUCGUCUGCUGCAAUGCCGGGCCUAUGAAGUGCCUGACAGAGCUUUUCCAGCCCAGCUUCGAGACCGAGAACUUCACCCCGCUGGCAGCCCGGCUCGUCCAACUGCUGGAGGGGAUCCCCACCAACUCCUGCGGGUAUUUUCGGGAGACGAUCCGGCGGGAUAUCCGGAGGGCGCGGGAGAUGUACCGAGGGGAGCAGCUGAGCCGGGAGCUGGCCCGCAUCCAGCGGCGCCUGGACAGCGUGGAGCUGCUCAGCCUGGACAUCGUGGUGAACCUCCUCCUCUCCUACCGUGACGUGCAGGACUACGAUGCCAUCAUCUCGCUGGUGGAGACCCUCCAGGCGCUGCCGACCUGCACCGUGGCUGAGCAGCACAACGUCCGCUUCCACUACGCUUUUGCCCUCAGCCGGCGUAACCGUGCCGGGGACCGGGAGAAGGCCCUGUCGGUGCUGCUGCCCGUGGUGGAGCGCGGAGAGGGGGCUGCGCCUGACCUCCUCUGCUUGUGCGGCCGCAUCUACAAGGACGUGUUCAUCGACUCCGGCCUCGCCGACACCGAGAUGAGGGACCGGGCUCUCUACUGGUACAGCAAAGCCUUCGAGGUAGAGCCGAGCCUCCCUGCAGGCAUCAAUGCUGCUGUCCUCCUCAUGGCCGCUGGGCACCAGUUCGAAACCUCCGUGCAGCUGCAGCAAAUCGGGGUGAAGCUGAGCUGCCUGCAGGGUCGCAAGGGCAGCCUGGAGGAGCUGCGCUACUACUGGGAUGUGGGAUUUUGCCUCGGAACUGGCAUCUUGGCCAACGACCUCAGCAAAGUCAUCCAAGCCUCUGAGAAGCUCUACAAGCUCAAUGCGCCGGGCUGGUACCUGGUCUCGGUCAUGGAGACCUUCCUGCUCUACAAACACUUCCACAGGAGCCCGCAGGUCCCCUCCACCCGGCAGGAGCUAGCUGAUUUUUGGCUGGGCUUCCUCCUCGAUGCGUGCCAGCCCUUCGUUGCCGCACCACGCUGCCCGGUGAGGGGCCCCACAGAGCCUGGGGUCCUGGUCCUGGAGCUCAACAAAGUCCUGCGGCCGGCCCGGCUGGCACUGCACAGUGGCACAGAGGAGCCCGCCCUGACACUUGCUCUCGUCUGCCCCACAGAGGAGAAAGCAGUAUCGAGCUGGACCUUUGCAGCCACGGCCAUCCGGGGCGUCAGCAUCUGCAAGUGUGACGAACGGGGCUGCUUCCUCUAUGUGAUGCACACGGAGGAGGAUUUCCAGCUUUACUUCCCCUCUCAGCAGCACUGCCGGUGGUUCUACGACUGGGUCCAGUCCCUCCUGGCCAAGCAGGGGGUGGGCGGCGAGGAGGUGCCCAGCCCCACGCAGCCCAUCCUGGAGUACAGCUACGAGUGCACGGAGACGGGCGAGCGGGUGGUCCUGGGCAGGGGGACAUACGGGGUCGUCUAUGCCGGGCGCUGCCUCAGCAACCAAGUGCGGAUCGCUAUCAAGGAGAUCCCAGAGCGGGACAGCCGGUACUCACAGUCCUUGCAUGAGGAGAUCGCCUUGCACAAGCACCUGCGGCACAGGAACAUCGUGCAGUACCUGGGCUCCAUCAGCCAGGAUGGCUUCAUCAAGAUCUUCAUGGAGGAGGUGCCGGGAGGCAGUCUCUCAUCCCUGCUGCGCUCCAAGUGGGGACCCCUGAAGGACAACGAACCCACCAUCGUCUUCUACACCCGCCAGAUUCUCGACGGGCUCAGCUACCUCCACGAUAACCACAUUGUGCACCGUGACAUCAAGGGAGACAACAUCCUCAUCAACACAUACAGUGGGGUGCUGAAGAUCUCUGACUUCGGCACCUCGAAGCGGCUGGCGGGCAUCAGCCCCAGCGCAGAGACCUUCACGGGCACCCUGCAGUACAUGGCCCCGGAAAUCAUUGACCAGGGGCCGUGGGGCUAUGGGAAGCCAGCGGAUAUCUGGUCCUUGGGCUGCACCAUCAUCGAGAUGGCCACAGGCAAGCCUCCCUUCUACGAGCUGGGCAGCCCCCAGGCUGCGAUGUUCAAGGUGGGCAUGUUCAAGAUGCACCCGGAGGUGCCCGAGUCCAUGUCAGACAAAGCCAAGGCGUUCAUCCUGCGCUGCUUCCAGGCCGAUCCGGCUGAGCGGGCGACAGCCACCGCGCUGCUGCAGGACCCCUUCCUCACCAGUGCCAGGAGGGCCCGGAGCCGGCCCAACCCCCCGGCGGGGAGUGAUCCCCGCAACUUUGAGCAGCUGGAUGGGGAUGUGGAGGGCAGCGAUGGGACCAGGAGAUGUUCAUCAGCCAGGCUGGACGUCCCAGUGAGGGGCACAGCGGGCAGCCCCCUGCUCCCGUGCCACCCUGGCGAGGCAGCCUCCAGCCACAGCUAUUUGAGCACUGCCCAGGACUCGGCUGGCUCCGACCACAGCCUCCGCUCAUCCUCCCCCGAGGAGAGCGGGGACGGGUUCCUCCUGCGGAAGGACAGCAAGCGCCGAGCCACACUGCACGGCAUCCUCGCCACCGAGGCGCCAGCCAUCAUCGCCGCCUUGGAGGAGAGCAAGAGCAUGGCGGAUGCGAGGCUGGGCUCGGAGCAUCUCGCCCAGCUGCUGAGCUGCCUGCGGAGCUACAUCCAGUGCCCCAGGCAGCACCAACUGUGCCAGGACCUCCUGGCACUGAGCACCCAGCUACGGGCAGAAGGGCUGAGCCUCACCCACCUCCAGGCUCCCCUCUUGGGCUUCCAGGCAGCGGUGAGGCAGGUGCUGCGCCGACAUCACAUCAAACCCCACUGGAUGUUUGCGCUGGACGACGCCAUGAGCCAGGCGGUGCAGGCGGCUUUCACUGUGCUGGCGGGAGACCUGGGACAGAAGACCAGCUGCCCUGGGGGGGACACCACUAAGGACACGAGCGACGAGGACGACCCCAUGCUGCCGAGGCUGUCCAUCCCCAGGAGCCAACCCCAGCAGGACAGCACCAAUUCAGGACUCAGCACCGGCCCCAGCACCCAGACAGACCCCCUGCCCUCUCUGCAGGCACCCUCCGCGCUGCUGGCACAGCUCUGCCACCUCCGCACGGAGACAAGAAGGCUGCUCCAGGAGCUGGCUGAGAAGGAGCAGGAGUGCCAGCGGCUGAUGCAGCAGGUGCUUCGCUCUGGGGACGAUGACAGCUCGGUCACCAGCCGGCCGCAGCACAGUGGGGAGCAUGGGGAGGCCCCCCCGGGGUGCUUCACCCUGGGGCAGGGUCACUCGCCCCCAAGCCCCCAGCCCCGCCAGGAACAGGCUGACCCCCUCCUCCUCGAGUGGCUGCAGCAGCACGGCACAGACCCGGCCACCAUGGCCACGCUCCUCUCCCACGGCUUCACCCUGAGGGACCUGCUGGGCUGUGCCACCCGUGACGACCUCUUCUACGUGGGCAUCAGCAGGCGCGGGUCAGCUUACCGCCUCUGGGCAGCCAUCCUGGAGCACCGCCGGACCCUUGCCCAGCGGGAAGGGGAGUGAGCCCUGGCCCCAGCACUGGGCCGUGUCCCCUGGGGACCCAGCCCCUGGAGCGCCGGGGCUGCCACCUCGGGAGCUGGCAGGAUGGUGGCGGAGGGGACAGCCCCAUGCCAGGAGCAGGUGACACAGUGGCUCUAGCCCCACGCUGGAGAGAGAAGGUGGGGUACGGUGCCCACAGCAAUAAACAGCC